Molecule: messenger RNA, 672 nt
Organism: Alternaria novae-zelandiae
Lineage: Eukaryota; Fungi; Ascomycota; Dothideomycetes; Pleosporales; Pleosporaceae
Exons: 3
Coding region: 1-672 (223 amino acids)
Source: RefSeq, a predicted model, not a curated record
AUGGCCUUUCGCUUCCUCGACCUCAACCCAGAAUUGCGCAAUGUGGUUUACCACUUCGCAUCAAUCACCGACGCACACGUUCCUAUCCGACACGACGCCUCUCUUCAGUCUGGCAACUACCUAGAAUAUCGCCCGGUCCAACGUCGCAAGGCUGAGGUUCGGCUGGACUUUGCAAAUGUUGGCUGUUAUGCUCGGGCAUUCCUGACACCAGCCGAAGACGCCAUGUACCUCCCUCACAAAAUACGCGUCGAAGGAAAAUUCGCGGAUUUCUCAGUUUUCGGCUCUCACUUCAGCAUCUUCUCGGUCCUCAAGCUCAAAGCUACCCACCCUGGCCUGGACUGCGAGAUUGUGCCUGGCUAUAACCUUGCACAGCAUGGCAUGUCCUUCCGGAAUUUGAACCAAAUUCGUGGUCUCAACGCACUUGCUUGCCAUGCGAACGGAAAGUGGCGCGAGGAUAUUAGGAACGGGAUUAUUGGAGAUGUCCGGAUCAGAUCAAGCACAUCAUUCGUUGAGACUACAUGUAUUCGUAUCAUCUUCACGGGUGUUCACGCCCCCAAAAACUACGAUGAAGCGAUCAGCGCGCCUGAUGCAUGGAGCAGCGCUCGCGGUCUUGACGUCGCGUUAUCACACGGUCAUCAUGUUGCGUUGUACUUUUCACCUAUGUUCGCUUGA